This is a messenger RNA of Triticum dicoccoides, 704 nucleotides long. RefSeq lists its product as uncharacterized. The transcript has 2 exons. The record is from RefSeq and is a predicted model, not a curated record. The coding region runs from base 71 to 538 and encodes 155 amino acids. NCBI's taxonomy places the organism in Eukaryota, Viridiplantae, Streptophyta, Magnoliopsida, Poales, Poaceae.
GUCCAUCUCCCAUUCCACGCAAGACAAAUCAGGAAACAAGUGACAAUCGGAGCAGCUCACGGAUCGAUCCAUGGAGUCCGACAAGCGCACGGGGACGCCUUCUCCCCUUCUCCCCCGGACCGCCUCCACCGUCACCUACUGCUGCGGGCGGUGCGGGUACGACCUGAAGCUGAGCUCGUCGGCGCGGGACACGGCGGGGAUCGUGGGGGCCGGCGCCGGCGGGGCGAGGCGGCGGGGCUGGCGGGGCGCGGCGGUGGUGGUGUUCGACGCCAUCGACGACGCGCGGUUCGGCCACCUCGACGAGUUCCGCUGCCUCGACCUGCGCGCGCGCCGCCUCUUCGCGCGCCGCACGCGCCUGCUCUGCCGCAAGUGCGGCGCGCACCUCGGCUUCGGCUACGACGACAACACCACCGCCACCAGGCCGCCGCGGUACCACAUCAAGAUCCGGGCACUCCACCCCGCCUCCUCCGAUGACGCCUUCUCCGGCGCCGCCACGCCGCCUCCGCCGUCCCACGCGCCGGCGGAUCCGCGAUCGUGAUCUGCGUUGCCAUAUGGCAUAUGCCCCGUGUGCACAUUCCGUCCCUUUUUUGUGUUUCCAUUUUCCUACUCCCUUUCUGUCGACGCGAUUGGAAAUUGCUGUUCGCGGUCGCUAGUGUACAAACUGAUUGAUUGGAAAUUAGAAUCAAAUCUUCUUUCUGAUACUA